UUCAGGGAAGGAAAGAGUGUCAAUGGAGGAAGUGCCGAUCGAGCAGCAGCCAGGGGAUUCGAAGGCAUUGAAGAAGAAGACAACGAAAGCUGAGAGGCGGGCUCUUCAAGAGGCUCAACGAGCUGCUAAACCGGAAGGAAGUAAGACACAGGCUGCUGCUUCUGGGGUCAAUGCUGUAAAUGCCAAUCCAGGAAAGGUUCCAAAGGUGACUCCGUCAAAGAAAGACAGCUCUUCUGUUGCAGCUUCUGAGAAAAGAGGCAGCGAUCGUCAACCAGAUAAAGAUAGGAAGAAAGAUGUCCCUCAUCCACGGAUGCAGUUUGACGAUGAAAACCGAGUUGAGAAGGCAAAAAAGCGAUCUGUCAUGAAACGAACUGAAGCCAGGAGCAGAGUUGAACUAUUUAGGCAUCUACCUCAGUAUGAACAUGGAACAAGGCUUCCUGACCUUGAAUCGAGGUUCUUCCAACUCGAUCCUAUUCAUCCUGCUGUUUACAAGGUUGGGGCAAGAUAUUUAGCUGGGGAUAUCUCUGGUGGAAAUGCACGCUGUAUUGCGAUGCUUCAAGCAUUCCAAGAGUCAAUUAGAGACUACUCAACACCACCAGAGAAGUCCCUUAUUAGGGACUUGACCACAAAAAUAAAUGGUUAUGUCUCAUUUCUGAUCGAAUGCAGACCCCUUUCGAUCAGCAUGGGGAAUGCAAUUAGGUUUCUUAAAACUCGGAUUAACAAAUUAGCUUUAAACCUAUCUGAAUCAGAGGCAAAAGCCAGUAUUCUCUUGGACAUUGAUCGUUUUAUAAAUGAGAAGAUCAUUCUAGCAGAUAAGGUAAUAGUGAAGCAUGCUGUCACAAAAAUUAGGGAUGGUGAUGUUCUUCUAACUUACGGAUCAUCAUCUGCCGUUGAAAUGAUAUUAUUGCAUGCCCACGAGCUUGGCAAACAAUUUCAAGUUGUGAUAGUGGAUUCACGCCCAAAGCUUGAAGGACAGAUGUUGCUUCGCAGGCUGGUGAGGCAGGGUAUAAGUUGUACAUACACUCAUAUAAAUGCUGUUUCUUAUGUCAUGCUUGAAGUGACAAGAGUAUUGUUGGGUGCUUCAUCGGUGUUGUCCAAUGGCACCGUUUACUCAAGAGUGGGAACUGCGAGUGUUGCUAUGGUUGCCCAUCAGUUCCGCAUUCCUGUCUUGAUUUGUUGUGAAGCAUACAAGUUUCAUGAGAGGGUUCAACUUGAUUCAAUUUGCUCUAAUGAACUUGGUGACCCUGAUGCUAUUGCAAGGGUUUCCGGGAGAACUGAGAUCAAUUAUUUGGAGGGUUGGACCAAUAGUGAGAAUCUCCAACUCUUGAACCUGAUUUAUGAUGCUACUCCUUCAGAAUAUGUUUCUAUGAUCAUCACAGACUAUGGCAUGAUCCCACCGACAAGUGUUCCAGUUAUCGUUCGAGAAUACCAGAGAGAGCAUUUAUGGACAUAGAGACGUGCAGUGCGACUUCUUCCAAACGUGGAAGCAAUUUUGUGGCCCAUGCAGGAACAUAACAUUAUUUAAUCUUCAUUGGAUCAUCUUUGGGAAUAAGGUUUUGUGUCUCAUUAAUGCAUUUUCUGUUUUUGUUUACAAAUUUUCGCCUGAUUCUGAAGAGAGCGAAUUUUCCGCCUCUCGGAGCAGCUUUUAAGAUGUAUUUUGGGUUGUGACUAGCUAUGGAGAUUGUUUUCAUCUUCUAUGAACGUUUUUUUUAGAGAAAGUUUUGAAUCGUUA
This is a messenger RNA of Olea europaea var. sylvestris, 1732 nucleotides long. Its product is annotated as translation initiation factor eIF-2B subunit delta-like. The record is from RefSeq and is a predicted model, not a curated record. The transcript is spliced from 6 exons. Lineage: Eukaryota; Viridiplantae; Streptophyta; Magnoliopsida; Lamiales; Oleaceae. The coding region runs from base 23 to 1453 and encodes 476 amino acids.